Molecule: messenger RNA, 3983 nt
Organism: Myripristis murdjan (pinecone soldierfish)
Lineage: Eukaryota; Metazoa; Chordata; Actinopteri; Holocentriformes; Holocentridae
Product: protein-glutamine gamma-glutamyltransferase 2-like
Exons: 23
Coding region: 733-3810 (1025 amino acids)
Biological process (GO): peptide cross-linking
Cellular component (GO): mitochondrion
Molecular function (GO): protein-glutamine gamma-glutamyltransferase activity
Source: RefSeq, a predicted model, not a curated record
CAACACUGAUCAUGAGUUGAUUGAUUUUAUUUGAUCAGAGAACCUUGUUGUUUUAAUCAAACAGUUGCUUUUGUCGACGUCCUGCCUCGAACAUCACCUGCCAGGGACUGAUUUCAGAUUAUGUGACGUCCAGACCGUCGCGCUGCUCCAGCUGGAGGAUCGACGGACAGACACACCCUGUUCUUCCCUGCGACAUCUCUCCUGCUUGUCAGACUGAUGCACAGACAGACUUAAAUAUAUGUGCAUGCAUUAUAAGCAGCUUGGUUUCUUUAAAGCCAGUAAGUCUGCAAAAAUAAAGCUCCAUAAAAGAUUUUGAAAGUUAUUUAUACUUUAUUUAAUAGUAUGUACAGUGGAGAGAGGCGAUCACAUGCAACAUCAAGACGACAUGUGCCUGUGUGCUUCAGUCCUCAAUCCUGAAUUAACAUGUAAUUGAGAUUCAGCCGCUGUAGCCGCCAGCCCUCUCUCGCCCUCCGUCUCAAAGGCCUCGUGUGGAAAACAGCUUUUGAUUUGUAUCUUCAGCAUCAGCAGCUCAAACUGGGUGGGAUCAUUGUAUUGUGCACCAGAUGUUAAGUGCAGGAAAGUCUGUCAAAAACCACUUCCGCUCUCAAACCCUUUCUCACCAGUAGAGGUGUUUCCUCCCCACAUCAUUUUGUGGUGUUAUGAUAAAAAGUGUGUUUGUGUCACAUUUGCCUUCGUGGAUUCGUGGGGAACAAUAUUGUUAUUUGGAAUAAGAUGCAGGCCCUUACCCAGCUGGCAAGCGAGCUUUCCAUACAGGAGGACAGGGACAGGAGCCUGAUUGCAGACAUGCCUCAAGUGUUGGACAUUGAGCGUUGUGAUCUAGAGAUUAAGAGCAACAAAAUCAGGCAUCACACGGAGCUGAAUGGAGAGGAGCGCUUGAUUGUCAGAAGGGGACAGCCCUUCAGCGUCACUUUGCACCUCAAACCCGGAAGCCAGGAGUUCACGCCCGGGGAAACCAGCUUCACACUCAUCGUCCAAACAGGUCCAUUACCCAGGGAGGAAUCGGACACCAAGGUUUCCUUUGGUCUGAGCGACUCCACAGUGGAAGCUGAAUGGAGCGCUUCAGCCACCCCUGGUCCCUCUGGAAACACAGUGUCUGUGUCCAUCAGUUCCUCCCCCAACGCACCCAUAGGUGUCUACUCUCUGACCCUGGACCAGGAGGGGCAGAAGACCAGUUUGGGGGACUUCACCCUGCUCUAUAAUCCUUGGUGUCCCAGAGAUGCUGUUUACAUGUCGAGUGAGACGAAGAGGCAGGAGUAUGUUUUAGCUCAACACGGCCUGAUCUACAGAGGCACUCACAAACGAAACAAAGGCACACCCUGGAACUUUGGCCAGUUUGAGCCUGGGAUACUGGACAUCUGUUUCAAGAUCUUGGAUGAAAAUCCCAAGUUUGUAUCCAACGCUGACCAGGACUGCUGUGCCAGGAGAAACCCCAUCUAUGUGACCCGGGUGCUGAGCGCCAUGAUAAACAGUAAUAACGACAGAGGAGUGCUGGUGGGAGAGUGGUAUGACUUUGAGGGCGGGGUGCACCCCACCGACUGGAUUGGCAGUGGGGACAUUUUGCAGCAGUGGGCAGAGAGCGGUCCCGUGAGUUUCGGCCAGUGCUGGGUCUUUGCUGCUGUUGAAUGCACAGUGUCUCGUGCUCUGGGUAUCCCGUGUCGAGUUGUUACUAACUUUGAAUCCGCACACGAUGCAAACGCCAACUUGGUGAUAGAGAACAUUUAUGAUGAGAAUGGCGAAGAUAUUUCCGAGGGUGAUUCGAUAUGGAACUUCCAUGUCUGGGUGGAUAGCUGGAUGACUCGUCCGGAUUUGGGAUCAGACUAUGAUGGAUGGCAGGCGAGCGACCCAACUCCUCAAGAGGAAAGUGAAGGUGUUUUCUGCUGCGGGCCCGUCCCGCUGAAGGCCAUCAAGGAGGGUGAGCUCACCAAGAAGUAUGACGCUCCCUUUGUUUUCGCUGAGGUUAAUGCCGAUGUGGUGAACUUGAUACGAAUGUCAAAUGGAGAGGAUGUCAUGUUCAGCAGCUCCACAAAGUCUGUUGGACGCAACAUCAGCACCAAAGCUGUGGGCUUGGAUGAGAGGCAUGACAUCACACACCAGUACAAGUACCCUGAAGGUACAGAGGAGGAGAGGAAGGUGUAUGAGAAGGCCCAACAUCACAACAAGCUACAGAAGAAGGGAGAAGAGCCGGGACUUCAUCUCAAGAUCAAGCUGGCCAAAAACAUGGUCAUCGGCUCGGACUUUGAAGUGCACGCUGUCCUCAGAAACAACUGCAUGGUGGCCAGAACCUGCAACUUCAUGCUGUUCGCCAACGCUGUCGGCUACAACGGCAAACGAGGAGAGAGCUGCGGAUUUGUCUCCAGCAAAGUGGAGGUGAACUCCGGGGAAGAGGAGCGCCUCCCCCUGAAACUGAAGUACACCAGAUAUGGAUCAUUGAUCACUUCUGAUAGGCUGAUCCAGCUGGUAGCCAUCACCAUGGACAAGCAGACCAGGAGCUACCACAAGGCCGAGAAGACCAUCGUGCUAGAUGAGCCGGAUAUAGAGAUCAAGCUGGUGGGAGAAGCCACGGUGAACCAGCCCAUGACAGCAGAGCUGCUCCUGCUGAACCCGCUGCCCGAGCCGCUGGAGGACUGCAGCUUCACUGUGGAGGGAGUCGGCCUCACUGACGGCAAACCCAUCACACUGAAGAUCGAAGCUGUGGGUCCCAAAGAGGAAGCGAAGACCAGCGUCGACUUCACCCCGAGCAGCGCCGGCUCCUCCGUCCUCCUGGUGAACUUCAGAAGCAACAAACUGAAGAACAUCAGGAGCUUCAUCAACAUCACCGUCCAGGAGUGUGUUUUCUGCUGCGGGCCCGUCCCGCUGAAGGCCAUCAAGGAGGGCGAGCUCACCAAGAAGUAUGACGCUCCCUUUGUUUUCGCUGAGGUUAAUGCCGAUGUGGUGAACUUGAUACGAAUGUCAAAUGGAGAGGAUGUCAUGUUCAGCAGCUCCACAAAGUCUGUUGGACGCAACAUCAGCACCAAAGCUGUGGGCUUGGAUGAGAGGCACGACAUCACACACCAGUACAAGUACCCUGAAGGUUCAGAGGAGGAGAGGAAGGUGUAUGAGAAGGCCCAACAUCACAACAAGCUACAGAAGAAGGGAGAAGAGCCGGGACUCCAUCUCAAGAUCAAGCUGGCCAAAAACAUGGUCAUCGGCUCGGACUUUGAAGUGCACGCUGUCCUCAGAAACAACUGCAUGGUGGCCAGAACCUGCACCUUCAUGCUGCUCGCCAACGCUGUCGGCUACAACGGCAAACGAGGAGAGAGCUGUGGAUUUACCUCCAGCAAAGUGGAGGUGAACUCCGGGGAAGAGGAGCGCCUCCCCCUGAAACUGAAGUACACCAGAUAUGGAUCAUUGAUCACUUCUGAUAGGCUGAUCCAGCUGGUAGCCAUCACCAUGGACAAGCAGACCAGGAGCUACCACAAGGCCGAGAAGACCAUCGUGCUAGAUGAGCCGGAUAUAGAGAUCAAGCUGGUGGGAGAAGCCACGGUGAACCAGCCCAUGACGGCAGAGCUGCUCCUGCUGAACCCGCUGCCCGAGCCGCUGGAGGACUGCAGCUUCACUGUGGAGGGAGUCGGCCUCACUGACGGCAAACCCAUCACACUGAAGAUCGAGGCUGUGGGUCCCAAAGAGGAAGCGAAGGCCAGUGUCGACUUCACCCCGAGCAGCGCCGGCUCCUCCGUCCUCCUGGUGAACUUCAGAAGCAACAAACUGAAGAACAUCAGGAGCUUCAUCAACAUCACCGUCCAGGAGUGAGGAUGAGGAGGAUGAGGAUGAUGCACGUCACUGGAGCCGGGACGUUCAACAGCGUCACAGCACUAACAUCUUUGUUUUUACCACUGGACUAGAAUGUGCAAGACUAAUAUCAGAGUCACUGAUUACCUAAAAUUAAUUAAGACAAUCAAACCAGUAUUUUAUCAUGCAGAAGU